AUGGGUUACCUCCUUGCAAUAUCUUCAAACCAUUCAGUACAGCUAUAUCUCGCCUUGAGCCUAACUCUCCUGCACACCCUCUUCCCUCGUCGUCCCCGGGUGUUCACGCCAGACGGCCACCCCGUCGAUGGGGAGAACAGCUCAACUGCUUUCAACCGGUACUCGAUGCUGUGGUGUGUCACUGCUCUACGUCUUGCCGGGAAGAGGAAUGCCAGAUUUCCAGCGUUGGAUUAUGGUACUCGUUCCAGGACUCAGCCUCUGAUCUCACUCGUUUCCUCUUCUUCCACUCUGUGGAAGUACGUCUUCACUGAGAGAUGGCGUACUUUUGCGAAACAAUGGGCUCUGAUGUUUGUGCAAUCCGUACUGACCUUCGCCUCUCCGUAUUGUGUCACGCAACUGCUGGAGAGCCUUGAAAAGGAAGAACAACGAGAAAAUGCCUGGCUAUGGCUGCUCGCGAUGGGUGCUUCUGCUGUCUGUGAAACCGUCGUCCAUUACCGUCUGGUCUGGAUCCAGUGGUCAGAGGCAGGGAUCCCCAUCCGAGCACAACUCAUCAUGGCCAUCUUCCACAAAGCCCUGCGGAUGAAAGAUUCCUCCAAUACCUCAUCGACAGUCGAGAACAGCAAGAAGAAAUCACCCGAGGCGAUCAAUCUCCUCACGUCUGACACGGUGUCCUUUAGCAAGUUCACGGCCGUGAACCAUGUGCUGCCCUUCUCGUGUCUGGAAUUGCUGCUGGCCGGUUGCUUUCUGUUUCGACUGCUCGGCUGGCAGGGCACGCUGGCAGCCGCAGUGGUCACAGCAGGCUGUUACCCUAUUCAUUCGGCUGUCGUGCGCGGCGAGCAGCAGGCGCAGAAGAAGCUGACCACCGCCAGAGACAAGAAGAUCCGGACGGUCACCGAAGCCCUGCAUGCCCUGCGGCAGAUCAAAUUCCAUGCCCUUGAGGACCCCUGGGAGGCCAGUCUAGCGGCAGUGCGAGAGGAGGAGCUGCAGUGUGUGCGCAGAUGCUUCAUCGCUAGCAAUGUCCGUUCUGUGUGGAAAGUGGCUUCCCCCUUGCUGGUUGCCAGCGCUGCCGUCAUCACGACCACCUCUCUCCACGAGGGAGGAGAUAUCCCCGUGUCGGCCAUCUUCCCACUGCUCGAGCUGCUGCCUCAUCUCCAGGCGUCCUUGGGUGUGAUCCCCCUCGUCGUGCAGGAUUAUCUCGGUGCCAGGUCCAAUGCUCGCCGGAUGGAGGCCUUCCUCAAUCGGGAGGAACAGAAAAGCAUCCUCAGCCCGAGUCUGUCGGGUCGGUUGGAGUUUCACAAUGCCUCUAUCGCCUGGCCUGCUGGUGAUGAUUCUGCAGGUGCCGAGAAAGAAAAAGCCAUUCGUCGGUUCUCUCUCGCUGGGAUCAAUCUUGACUUCCCCGUGGGAGAAAUGAGUGUCGUACACGGCAAAACAGGCUGUGGGAAGAGCUUGUUGCUCGCCGCCGCCCUGGGAGAGGCAGAUCUGCUUGACGGGCGUAUCGAGGUGCCAAUGGUCAAUGGGAAAACACCUGGAACGGCGUUUGUCUCGCAGACCCCCUGGCUGCAGAACAGCACACUCCGAGACAACAUCCUGUUCGGCAGCCCGCUGGAGGCUUCCCGGUACGAGCAGGUUCUGGCCGCCUGUGCCCUGCAUCCCGACCUGGCGGCUCUCCCAGACGGCGACGAGACGCUGAUAGGGCUCCGCGGCGUGAAGCUGAGUGGCGGCCAGCGGGUGAGGGUUGCCCUGGCACGAGCGCUCUAUUCGACCGCUCCCGUCCUUGUCUUGGAUGAUAUCUUGGCCUCCCUUGACGUUCAUGUCGCCAGACACGUCUUCUUCCGGGCGUUGACAGGCGAAUUGUGCCGUGGGCGCACGCGCAUCAUGGCCACGCACCAGCUGGACCUGUGUUUGCCAAACGCUCAAUAUCUUGUUGAGAUCCACGAUGACUACACCAUCACCGGCCAGACCACGCACCACUUGUCGAUUGACAGACCGGUAGAUCUUGAAGUGGAUGCAGAUUGGAAGCCUCAUUCAGCGGAAGAGAAGAAGAAGAAGAAGAAGAAAAAUGAGAGAACAAAGAAAAUUGAAGACAAAAGCACGCUCUCUCACAGCAGUGACAUGAAGGUAUACAAGGCAUACUUCAAAGCCGCAGGAGGUCUCACGUUCACCUGUAUCUAUCUCGGAGGCCUCAUCUCCAAGCAGCUGGCGGGUGCUCUGACAACCGGGAGCAUUCGUUCGGAUCCCCGUCUCUAUCUCUUCAGCUCGCUGCUGUGCGUUCUGCUGGAGGUUGGCUUCAAUCUGCAUCGGUCUGCGGGCUCCCUGCGUGCCUCGAGAGGCUUGUUCCGGGCCAUCACGGCUAGAGUGCUUCGCAUGCCUCUUCUUUGGUUGGACUCCACGCCUAUCGGGGAGAUGCUGAAGCGCUUCAGUACCGACACUAGGAUGGUCGACACUUUCGUGCUGAGCACUCUGUCUCAAUGUGCCGACUGUCUCGUCAAGAUGAUGGUCAUCAUCAGCGUGGGGAUGUAUACCUCCAAAUACACGAGUGUCUUGACAUUAGCCCUCGUGUACGCAAGUGUCCAGGCUGGUCGGAGAUACCUGGCAGCCCGCAAGACAGUGGCUCAGGCCGAGGCACACACCACAGCCGAGAUCCUCGAUCUCUUCACCUCCUCCGUCUCGGGAGUCUCGACCAUCAGGCCGUUUGGCGCGGUGAACCGGUUCGUGGAGGAGAUGCACGACCGCAUUGACGCUCUGUCAACGGCCAGACGGCACUUUUGGAUGUUCAACCGCUGGAUUGCCCUCCAGAUGUCGCUGCUGGCCAUUCUCUUUAGUGUCGGGAUGGGUGCAAUCGGGCUGCUGAUCUCCAUCGAGUCAUCGGUGUUAGGGUUUGCGCUCGCCUUCUCCAGUGCCUUCUCCGGCACGCUGUUCACAGCUGCCAACGGCUUCGGCCAGCUGGAGACCUUUAUGGGCGGAGCGAGCGGCGUCGUCGCCUACUCCCAGCUCGAGACAGAAGACCAAGGCGGCCUGGACGCCCCCCCGAACUGGCCAUCGAAAGGUGAGCUGCAGGCCAGGGGGUUGACCGUGUCGUAUUCCCCCGAUCUAGACCCGGCGCUGAAAGAUAUCUCCUUUGCCAUCGGCGCUGGGCAGCGAGUCGGCAUCGUCGGCCGUACAGGCGCAGGCAAGUCGUCGCUCACUCUUGCCCUGCUCCGCCUCGUCGAGCCCCAGGCCGGGUCGAUUCACAUCGACGGCAUCGACAUCUCCACGAUCAAGCUGCACGCGCUCCGAUCCAGGAUCGCCUUCGUCCCGCAGGAUCCUGUCCUGUUCUCAGGCACCGUCCGGUCGAAUCUCGACUAUUUUCAUCGGCUGUCGGAUGACACGCUCGAGGAGGCCCUGCGGCGUGUCGGGCUGCUAGUCGAUAAAGACAAGAUUAAUGAAAAGUCUGGUCUGUACACGCUGGACUCUCCGAUCAGCACCGGCGGCACAAAUAUGUCCCAGGGACAACGGCAGCUGCUUUGUCUAGCACGUAUUCUCAUCCACGAGCCGAAGAUUGUCAUUCUCGACGAGGCGACCUCCGCAGUGGAUAACAAGACGGAUUCCUUAAUUCAAGACACGCUCUGGAUGGAGCAGGAGAUCGGUAGGACGUUGAUCGUUGUCGCUCAUCGCUUGAGAACCGUGGUCUCGUUUGACCAGCUCAUCGUCCUCGCAGAGGGAAAGAUCGUCGAGAUGGGAAGGCCGGCAGACCUGUGGAAGAGGAGAGGCUCGUUCUAUGAGCUGGUGCAGAACAGUGGAGACAGAGACUUCCUAAGCCAGACCCUCUCGCAUCAUGAUGGUUCGAUUUGA
Molecule: messenger RNA, 3831 nt
Organism: Penicilliopsis zonata CBS 506.65
Lineage: Eukaryota; Fungi; Ascomycota; Eurotiomycetes; Eurotiales; Aspergillaceae
Exons: 2
Coding region: 1-3831 (1276 amino acids)
Biological process (GO): transmembrane transport
Cellular component (GO): membrane
Molecular function (GO): ATP hydrolysis activity; ATP binding; ABC-type transporter activity
Source: RefSeq, a predicted model, not a curated record